AAUGUUCCAGAACUGCCACGACGAGGCCUCCAAGUUCUUGAGGCUGGCGGCCAAACCUGGAAGCUCAGUGCUAGAGUUCGAAGACUUUGACCCGCUCGUACAGGACGUGGUGGAGACCCACCCAGGGCUGACAUUUUUACAAGAUGCUCCAGAGUUUCAUUCUCGUUACGUCACCACAGUCAUUUCCCGCAUCUUGUUCUGUGUGAAUCGAUCGUGGUCGGGGAGGAUAUCGCUGCCUGAGCUACGCAAGUCCAACUUUUUACAGGAAUUACGAGGACGACUUUGAGCCCGAGGAUGAUGACGAGAUUCUCCGAGAGGAGAUGUUGCGACUGGCAGACGCUGGCCCCUCACAGCGUGGCUCGCCUGGCCAGUCUCUCACCGCCGAGGACAUCUACGACUUCAGCGGGACCACCAAUCUGGGCUACUGAUGAUGUCAUGCCUUGUGGUGGCACUGGCAAUUUGAGGUGGGGGGAUGAUACCUUGUUAUUAUCUUCAUAUAUUAUGGCUUACCGCACUUUGGCCUUGUCAACCAUCCCUCCUCCGAAAGAAGUUGUUGGGAGAAAAAGAUCUGGAGUACGGUUACCUGAAAGUUGUCCCGACGGAUUUCCUCAUUUCGGUCAGCAAUGUGAGGUGAGACAUAGCCACAACCCUAUUUUGACCCUCACGGUGACCCAGAUGUUGUUACUAGCAGCUAGGUGGAGCAGUUGACAAUGGGUGGCUAUACUUAACUUUUACCAUAACUGUUUUGUCUCAUCAUCGUUGUUUGAUCGUUGUACACUCACACUAAAUAACGAAGAACUGUACGCCUGAUCAGAGCUGGAGUUGUUCAUUUUCUUUCACAUGACUCAUCUUUUUGCUGCUUUUUUUCCAACCGUUUGUUUGUUUGUUUGUUUUUGUUGUUUCUCCGAUGUGGUUACGUGGCUUCUCAUCUCGGACUGCUAAAGUUUUGUUACCGUUCACUGCACACUGUUUGCUACGUGUACCGUAUAGCACGGAUAGGCCGAACACAGACGACUUGAAAUCUCACAUCCAUCUAACUGUGCCUGCCGUCCCAGGUUUUUUUGGGGGGGAAGGGGGGG
Molecule: messenger RNA, 1079 nt
Organism: Aplysia californica (California sea hare)
Lineage: Eukaryota; Metazoa; Mollusca; Gastropoda; Aplysiida; Aplysiidae
Product: serine/threonine-protein phosphatase 2A regulatory subunit B'' subunit beta
Biological process (GO): protein dephosphorylation
Cellular component (GO): protein phosphatase type 2A complex
Molecular function (GO): calcium ion binding; protein phosphatase regulator activity
Source: RefSeq, a predicted model, not a curated record